Messenger RNA from Bolinopsis microptera, 1183 nucleotides. RefSeq names its product metaxin-2-like. NCBI's taxonomy places the organism in Eukaryota, Metazoa, Ctenophora, Tentaculata, Lobata, Bolinopsidae. The record is from RefSeq and is a predicted model, not a curated record. Bases 37 to 813 code for a protein of 258 amino acids. Gene Ontology annotation, cellular component: SAM complex; cytoplasm. The transcript is spliced from 7 exons. Gene Ontology annotation, biological process: mitochondrion organization.
UCAAUCCUUGAGCAGUUGAAUGAUAUUUCCACCACUAUGAACAAUGAAAUAGAGAGUAUUCGUCUUAUUGACCACCCUAAAGGUUUUGAACUACUCCCUAGCCGAUGUGAAGCUACCUCUAUCAAAGUGUUGUUAGAGAGACAUGGGCUUAGCUAUCAGGUAGAAAUCAAGUCCAAUGUUGAGUACAUAUCAACAAAUGGACGGUUUCCUGUGCUCAUCUUCAAUGAAAAGGAUAUCGUAUGCGGAUUUGCUGAGCUGGUUAAAUAUCUUUGGAAGAGAGGUUACAGUUUGAGUGAGAAAUUAACGCAAACUGAGAGGUGUGACAUGGAUAUCUACACAGCUCUUAUCAAGAGAUUAGAGGCCUUGGAACUGUUUACAUCAUGGCUGAUAGAAGAUAAUUACACGCAUGUUACACUACCAGCGUAUACUAGCCACACUACCUGGCCAUUAUCAGCUAUACUACCCUUCUACAAAAAAAGACAGGUAUACAGACUAGUCGCUAGUCAAGGACAAUGGCACGACAUUAGCUCUGAAAUGUUAAUGGUAGAAACUAAAGACGUAGCUAGUGCUCUGACUGAAAGACUGGGAGACCAGGGUACCUUCUUCAAAGACUCUGACACUGGCCAGGAUUUGGUUACAGAGCUUGACUGUCUGAUAUAUGGACACCUAAACGCCAUCUUUAUGACUAAGUUACCAAGCUACCGAAUGAAAAGAGCGCUUGGUCUUCACUCCAGACUUAUUGAGUACUGUAAAUAUGUUGAGGUGAAGCAUGGACUGAAGGCGCAACGCGAACGGGAGCGUGAACGGUCAUGACGGAAAUGAUUUGAUAGUUCGAUUCUUUGUUGAUGUUUGGGUUCCUCUGAAUGAGAGUUGCUUUCAUUCUGAAUUAAGUUAUGAUGCAAUAUUAAGGCAAAUUUUAAUGGUGAUUUUACAAUUUCUAGGUUAGGCCUGAAAUCUUCUAAUACUAUCGAAUUCGACCAUUGGAUUGAAAAAUUGUGCUAUUUAUAUUUUAUGGUUUGUUGCCAACAUCUAAUUUAUAAUGUUCUAUAAUACAUUGUUUCUAAUGAGUUCAUUCAUACUUUAGUUAAUAGCAUAACAUUAUGUACGACACAUUUUUAUAUGAUAGGCUACAUAUUAUGUAAUGUUUUAUAUCGGAAAAAACAAAACUUUCCUCACUACUAAA